This is a messenger RNA of Seriola dumerili (greater amberjack), 3979 nucleotides long. Its product is annotated as mediator of RNA polymerase II transcription subunit 13-like. The annotation marks the transcript as partial. NCBI's taxonomy places the organism in Eukaryota, Metazoa, Chordata, Actinopteri, Carangiformes, Carangidae. The record is from RefSeq and is a predicted model, not a curated record. Gene Ontology annotation, cellular component: mediator complex. Gene Ontology annotation, molecular function: transcription coregulator activity. Gene Ontology annotation, biological process: regulation of transcription by RNA polymerase II. The transcript has 19 exons.
ACGAUUAUGACUACAACAGCGAAUUGGGUGGCUAACGGGGCAAGCCUUGAGGACUGCCACUCCAACAUCUUCUCUCUGGCGGAGCUGACGGGCAUUAAAUGGCGUUGCUACAGCUUCCGCAGUGGCGGGGAGUACGGGCCCGUGAUCUCGGCCCCGGCCCAGGACGACCCGGUCCUGCGCAGCUUCAUGCGCUGCGUGCAGGCCAACCUGCUGUGCGUGUGGCGACGCAAGAUCAAGCCCGAUGCCAAGGAGCUGUGGAUCUUCUGGUGGGGCGAAGAGCCCAACCUCUCCGACGUCAUCCAUCAUGAGCUUGAAGUGGCUGAGGAGGGACUCUGGGAGUGCGGACUGUCCUACGAAUGCAGGACUCUCCUGUUCAAGGCCAUACACAACCUCCUGGAGAGAUGUUUGAUGGAUAAAGGGUUUGUGCGGCUCGGGAAAUGGUUCUUCAAGCCACACGAACUGGAAGAAAAGUCUUUGGGCAACAGUGAACACCUAUCAUGUUCCUUCUCCUUCUUCCUCCACGGGGAGAGCAACGUGUGCACAAGCGUGGAGAUCGCCCAGCACCAGCCUGCGUACCACAUCACAGAAAACCACAUCCGUCUCGCACAGACCUCCAUCACACCAGUGCAAGUGAUCCUGAGUCCGUACGGUCUGAGUGGCACUCUAACGGGUCAGGCCUACAAGAUGAGUGAGCCAGCGGUACGGAAGCUAAUGGAGGACUGGAGCUACUUCUACCCUAUGGUGCUCCAGCAAAAAGAGGGAAGUGGAGAGAAGGAAAAAGAAGAAGCAAGCCAGGCCUACGAUCGCAACUGUCACGUGGCAGUUGAGGUCAUCGUAGGUGGUGUGAGGAUGACCUACCCAGCUGCUUUUGUGCUGAUUGCCCAGGGGGACCUACCAGUGGAGCAGCCUCCACCUGUUCCUGUAGCUCAGGGCCUCAACAGGGAGCCGAACCACUGCAGCGUGCCGCUCACACCGCCAACGUCACCAGAGCAGCCCUGCUCAGCGGACAGUGGCUUUGUGACCUCCGUCUCCAGUGUUCCCACACCAGACAGCAGCAUGGGGGUCGCUAGCAUCAGCCCAAAGCAUUCUGGGAAGAAGCUUACUUGUCAGGUGGUCCAUCAGGCCUGGAGGGAGUGCUAUCUCAACCAGCCUCAGCAUGUACUGAAUCCGCCAUCUGACGUGACGCCUAAGAAGGAAGUGCCAAAUGGAGUUACCACGUGGGACUUCAACGAUCUGGGAGCGAGAGCGCCCUGCAGCUGCUCCAGGUUGAGGCAGCAGAAGCUGAAUCUGGCCACCACAUCCACUGCCAAUGUCCAGACUAGUGCCAACCCCACUCAGUCCUCUGGCCCGUCAUUAUACCCUCCUUCCCUGCCCAAACACAAGACCAGUGACAAAACAGAAAAGGCUGACAAACAGUCCAAGAGGCCAGCCAUGAUCCCAUUCCACCACCGGCUGUCUGUCACACAGGAAACCCCACUUGAACAGGACUCACCAGGAGGGCCCCAGCUCGGGGGUCUUGUGGCACUGGAACCACCCUUGGAGCCUCUGGCCGCUCUGCCAAGUUGCAAGUAUCCCAAACCGCUCUCCAGGAAAGCCCCUGAGUCCCUUCUGCAUUCGCCGAUGUCUCCACUUCCGCCCACACUCAGCCCACACCCUCGGGUGCAGGACCCAGAGGUUCUGGAGGGGCCUGUGGAUAUGCCUGUCUGUCCAGAUGGAGCUUCAGGGCUGGGGGUGAUCACCAGCGAGACAGCUGUGUAUACAGCUCUGUUGAAGCAGAGGGAGAAUGGGGCUGGCUGGUGGAGAGGCUUCAGGACUCCCAGAACUGAUAAGACUGACUACAGACCCCCUGACCUCCCCUCUGAAAAAUCAGAGGAAGUGAAGACAGAGACAGCCAGUGAAGGAGCUCCACUAAAGAGACUAUACACACAGACUCACAAGAGAUUUAAAAUCUCAGAGGAGAGGGUGAGGGACCACAUCCACACUUUGGGCCUGUUCCAGCAGCCAGGCGUGGAGGCACUGCGGGAGCCUGGGGAUGAUCCCUACGACUUUAAGGAAGGAGACAUUGAGUACACUUUCUCCACUUCCAAGAGAUUAAAGGGUCAAGGACGAGAACCCAGCAAGAAGGCCAAGGGAGAAGAAAUCACCAGCAAUGGAGCACUGCCUGAUGGGAAAGAUGCUAUGUCCAUUUUUAACUCGGCUCCAAAAUCAGAUGAAUCAGGUCAAGAUGACGGAGCUGCCAAAGCCAAUCCUUCCUUGACCAGAGAAAAAGAUCUGGUGGUCAACAUCUCUGAUCUAGACAACAUAUUUGAUGAAGAUGAGGAAGAGUUGGGGACUGUUUACCCCAACCAGCACUCAGCAAAGCUGCCGGUGACGACAGAAGAUCGGCCUCUCGGGAAGGAAGGGAGAGUUGCAGUACCUUAUCCAUCAACAGUAGCAGACCUCCAGCGGAUGUUUCCCACCCCACCUUCUCUAGAGCAGCACCCAGCUUUUUCUCCUAUCAUGACGUAUCGUGACACCCCGAGUCAAGAGCCACCCGCACCCAGUGGAGCAGCUGACCACCUGGCGCCUUUAGCCUCCACUCAGUUUACUGAAUACAGGAUGGAGAUGGAUGAUAGCAUGGCCAGUCCCAGACAGGAGGAUAUCAAGGAUAACUUGCUGUUUAAUUACUUUCACAAAUUGCUUAAAUUCCAGCCACAAAUAGGCUCCUCCAUGUUUGCCCCACUAUCCUGCCUACCCAGCCAGAGUCUACCACCACUCAAGAUUCCUGAGCAGUGUUACUACCGUCCAUCCUGGGCCCUCUUGCCCAAAAUGGAGCAUUUCCCCGCAGUCAUGCAUCCCCAAAAUACCACUUUCAUCAGGGAUGGAUACACAAACAUCCCCAGUGUCAACACUCUCACAGAUCAGGAAUAUGGCCAGAUGAGUGCCAACGCUGCUUCUGUGAGCACCACUGUUGGUAUACUCCCAUCUCCUGCCACUCCCCGCUUCUCUGUGCCCACUCCACGUACCCCUCGUACACCAAGGGGUAUUAAUGCUGCAAGUUCUGGGCAGGGUUCGGUGAAGCAGGAUGGUACUGAGCUGAGCUCACCAGCCUCUACGCCCUCGACCAGCCUGCCUCUCAGCUCUGUGGAGCCCCUAGCUCGGCCAGGACCCUCUCUGCCUGAGGCCCACAGCCUGUAUGCUAUCCUCCUCCUCUCAGACUCCGUCCUCAACGUCUUCAAGGAUCGCAAUUUUGACAGCUGCUGUAUCUGUGCCUGCAAUAUGAAUGUCAAAGGAGCAGAUGUGGGGGUGUAUAUCCCAGAUUCUACCUGUGAAGAUCAGUACCGCUGUAUGUGUGGAUUCAGUGCCAUUGUGAACAGGCGGCUGGCCCACGGAACAGGCCUCUUCCUGGAGGAUGAGCUGGAUAUUUAUGGUCGGACUUCUGAAGUGGGCCGGGCAGCAGAGAGGAGGCUGGCUCUUUGCCGGCGGGACCCAACUAUGGGAGACCCCAGGGCCAAGCGGCCUCAGGACGCAGCCCCUGCUUCACCGUUGGUCAUGAUCCUCCUGCAGGAACAGUGCUCCCAGCCGAUUUCAUCCCUGACAUCACUGCACCUCCCCCUCAGCUGUUCCUGCCAUGGCCGCAAGGGGGCACUGCUGCAAAGCUGGAUGUCAGAAAAGCAGUGGGCAGAUGGGAGUGAUGCCUGUAUGGAGUGUUACAAUGCCUUGGAACAGGGGCUGCAGUAUGUGGAUAACCCCACAGGAGGGAAAGUAGAUCCAGCUGUUGUCAGAAGUACAGCUCUUCACUCCUGGCCUCACACUAACGUGGUGGACAUGAGCAUGUUGUCGUCCCAGGACAUGGUUCGCAUGCUGCUGUCUCUGCAGCCUUUCCUGCAGGAUGCCAUCCAGAAGAAGAGAACGGGCCGGACCUGGGAAAACAUUCAACAUGUUCAAGGUCCACUCACCUGGCAGCAGUUCCAUAAGAUGGCUGGAAGAGGCUCCUACG